Pogona vitticeps (central bearded dragon) is the source of this 3980-nucleotide messenger RNA. NCBI's taxonomy places the organism in Eukaryota, Metazoa, Chordata, Lepidosauria, Squamata, Agamidae. The record is from RefSeq and is a predicted model, not a curated record.
CCCCACCCCGGGGCGGAUGCUUUACACGGUGUAAGCCGCUCAAACCGCCCUCUCAGGGUUGCAGCUUUCCUCCGUGUCGGACGCCAGCCGGCCAGCCGCCGUCUUCUCUUGUUCGGCGUGGCUCUCCUUGCGGCUGGCUCCUUCGAAAGAAGCGAGCCGGGAAAGCAGGCGGUGGAGGGAACGAGUUCUUCCUCGCGAAACUGUUGCUUCUCCAGCCGAGCCCAAGCCGUGAGGAGAGCGGAGGGCAGGGACUGUGUGUGUGUGGCGGCGGCUGCUGCUGCUUCCUUCACGGUCCCAAUUCCUCCUCCCCCCCCCUUUCCUCGGCAGCCCAAAGUUUGGUUACUCAGGCGCCAUUAUCAGAAAAGCUAUGGCAGACAGCAACCAUAUUGUGAAAUCACCACAAAGUAUGACAGAUGCAAAAACACUUUCUCCUUCAGAAGGGAAGGGCAUACCUGUUAGCAAAUCUGUGGAGUCUGUCAUACAUGCAGAUGAGAGUUACAGAAUGGACUAUCCAGAAAUGGGAAUGUGUAUUUUAGUCAACAAUAAAAACUUUCAUCCAGCUACUGGGAUGUCACAUCGAUCUGGUACUGAUGCAGAUGCUGCACGUGUUGUAGAUACUUUCAGGAGCUUGGGGUAUACUGUCAAGCCUUACAAUGAUCUUCCAUGUAAACAGAUUGUUGAUGUUUUGCAAAAUGUUGCCAAGGUUGACCAUAGUAAGAGAAAUAGUUUUGCUUGUGUCUUAUUAAGCCAUGGGGAGGAUGGAUUGAUCUAUGGCACAGACGGCCCCCUGGAGCUGAAGAUGUUGACGAGCCUCUUCAGAGGAGACAGGUGCCAGACACUGGCAGGAAAGCCUAAGCUUUUCUUUAUUCAGGCUUGUAGAGGAACAGACCUUGAUUGUGGUAUUGAAACAGACAGCAGUACAGAUGAAAACAUGUGUCAGAAAAUACCUGUAGAAGCAGACUUCCUAUAUGCAUAUUCUACUGCUCCUGGUUACUACUCUUGGAGAAACUCAUCAGAAGGUUCUUGGUUUAUACAGUCACUGUGUAUGAUGCUGAAACAAUAUGCUAGAAAGCUUGAGCUUAUGCAGAUCCUAACACGUGUUAAUCGCAAGGUUUCAGAAUACAGUUCUUAUUCAAACCAUCCAGACUUCCAUGGAAAGAAGCAGAUCCCUUGUAUUAUGUCUAUGCUUACAAAAGACUUUUACUUUCCUCAUUAAGGUUUUCUAUCUUGUGACAUGAAAGCCAGCAGAAACAAGUUCGUGUUGAUGCUACAUUUAACUCUGAACAAGUUUUCAAUAUCCUGCAACUAGGUUGUAUAAAAAUUAUGGAGAGAACAGUUCUCUGUAGAACCAUAGGAAAGUUUGAUAGAUCAGAAACUUUGGUUUGGGAAAAAUUAAUGCUUGUAGACAUGCAAUAAUUUUCUAACCUCUUAUUAAGAGACAUGAAAAGGAUCAUCAUCAUCGAACUCAAGUAACUUCCACAUUAUGGCUGUUACGAAUUAUUUGGUCUUUCUCAUUUCUCUUAAUAAUGAGUCAGAAAAUUACUGAGUUUACACUCAUUUGCCUUUUCAUACUGCAGUAGAUUGUGAAGAGCAAUAAAAUAUCACAUUUUCAAUUUUUUUAAAAAAACUGAUAAUAUACUUAGGUUUAGACUAGCAGGAUUUAUUCAGAAGUAAUUUGUGUUCAUAUAAAUAAGUCAGUGUGGUUAAGACAGGAGUGUUCCAUUACAAAGGAAGGCAGUUUUUCAAAAUGGUACGAAGACUGAAAUACACUUAGGUUGCUAUUCUGAGUCCUGUGGUUACUUUAGAAUAUAAGUACUAGUAAAAUUUAUUAUUUGGAGUUUUUAUGUUAAACUAAAUAGAUGAAAAGGGGUGCUUGGAACUCUGUUCCUAACUCAAUUCAAAAGUUAUAUGGCUUUACAUUUUAAAUUUAUAUUUCAAGUUAGACUUAUGGCGUUUAAGCAUGUAGUCUGUGCAUGAAUAUAAAUAUAAUCUAAACAUACAGUGUGGUUCUUAGUAGAUACUGAGUAGUGCUGAUUGUUUAAUUGUUUUAUGAAUAAGGAUGUGCACUGUCUUCAGAUAAACAUGUAAAUAUAUACCAAAUCAGAAGUAUUUAUGCAUUUUGAGGGCAAAACAGUUGGAUUCAGCAAAGAGCCUAGAGGCACAAAAGUGUUAAAGCACCACUUUCAUGAAUCCCUCAUAUUAAACUCAGCAUUCCUGUGUUGUGAUUAGAAGUAGGAGAAGAGAAAGAAAACCUAAGAUGCUCAGUCACAACAGAGGAGAGCAGUAUGUUCUUUACCUUAGGAAUGAACUUUCCUUGCAUUUACUUCUGCAAAGUAAUUGAUUAAAUUAUCAGAGCUUUAUGGCUGCAGCAGAUCUGGAGUGAAAGGAAGUACACAGAAAUAAGACAGAAAAGAGAAGGUUCCUUAUAUUUCCCUUUUAAGAAGGUAGAAGAGAGGACCAUGUCCGUUUUUAAAAUUACUCUUGUUUCUUUUUGUCUUUUGUAUAAUUGUGUAAUGAAUCCUUUAAAAAAUCUUUUAAAGAUCUAGGGAAGAGAAAAGGCAAGGGGAGAGAGAAAUAGUACAGAAACAAAACAGAGAACAGCAAGCUUGCAUAUCUUACGUGUUUAAGAAGAUAUCAGAGUGGACCAUGACCAUUGCUCUUUUAAGUCCCUCACUCACUCCUUUUCCUGUGGCAUACCAUUAGGCUUUUCCCUGGCAGCUAGGGAAAAAAGGGAGAAAACAAAACGGAACACCCAACUUUGUAGUUCACCACUAGCCAACAGCCCUGCACUAAUCAGAAGGUGACCUGGCCUUGCCAUUUACAUUUCUCCAUUGUGUUUCUGGGUACGCACACAGUCAUAUGAUUGGAAACACCCUUGUAGCUCUGUCAGCACCUUGUUGAUGAGUAUCAGUUUGCCAUCAAGGUUUAGCAUGAUUUCUCUUACACAAGGGUAAAUCAGCAAUGGAACCGUGGCCUGUGUAUAUUAAAAUCACCAUAACCAGACUCCUGUACGCAGGGAGUAGAGUUGGAGGGAGUUUCUGGGCCCAUUUUAGACCCACCACCUGCUAAAUCUGGUCCUUCCCUUUUGUGCAACAGGCAACAAACUUUUCCCCUCUCAUGCUUAUGGUCCUUUUAAAUGCGGAAAGAAUGUCUCAUUCAGGCAUCAUGUUUAAAAAAAAAUGUGUCAUGUUUAAAAAUAGAAGCAGUUAUGUGCUUCUGGUUGUAAACAUGACAUAUUUCUUAGUUCUUCUUUGUGGCCUCUGUGAAUGCACACAAAUGGGUUAGAGUGUGCCUGCUCAGGACUCCUUAGAAUCUUCUAGAGCUUAAAAAUGUGAUGAGUAGGACAUUCCCCCGUGGCGUGCAUGCUCCACCUGCCCAUAAUACCUCAGUUCCUUUUUGCUGCUGCUGCAAUCGGACUCUUUCAUGUCUAGAGUUGUUUUUUCCUAUUCUGGUUUUUGAUUCUGUUCUGGUUUAUUGAAUAUCCUUUCUAAUCUCUGAAGAAUUUUGACUUGUGGACUGACUACAGUAUUUGGUUAUUGGAUUUUGGAUUGGCUACUGUUUGUUGUUUCUGGGCUAUUCUGACCUUCAGACUGCUUACUGUUUGUGAUUUUGGAUUACGGAUUUUAUUGUGAACAAUUGGGCUUCUGAUCUUUCAGCUUUUGAUCUUGGACAAUCGUUGAUGUUUUCCCAUGAGUGUUCCCUUUCCCCCCAUUCCCCCCUCUUUUUUCUCUUCUCCUGUUCCCACCAAUUUUAUAGCCUCGUCAGGUCUCUUUAAGCAUUGUUCAUCGUGUGCCAACAAGAUCCCCUUCACAGACAGCCACGACUGCUGCUUAUUUUGUUUGGGGGAGAGGCACCAGACUCACUCCUGUCUGGAGUGUAAAAAGUUGACCAAGCCUGCUCUUAAGCUCCAUUUGCAGAGGCUUCGUUCAUAUCUGUGGGAAAAGAUCACACCUUUGAACCCAGCAACCAUGGAGCCUACC